This is a messenger RNA of Trichogramma pretiosum, 2384 nucleotides long. RefSeq names its product mitochondrial dicarboxylate carrier (gene Dic1). Bases 451 to 1326 code for a protein of 291 amino acids. Gene Ontology annotation, molecular function: succinate transmembrane transporter activity; malate transmembrane transporter activity; oxaloacetate transmembrane transporter activity. The record is from RefSeq and is a predicted model, not a curated record. The transcript has 8 exons. NCBI's taxonomy places the organism in Eukaryota, Metazoa, Arthropoda, Insecta, Hymenoptera, Trichogrammatidae. Gene Ontology annotation, biological process: phosphate ion transmembrane transport; succinate transmembrane transport; malate transmembrane transport.
CGUGAAAAAAAAUAGCGAUUCGAGUAUAAACGUUCAAGUUCAUCGAGCCAUCAAGCAACACGCGUAAUACGCGUUUACUGACACGUUGUAGGCUUUGUUUAUACAGUAAAACCGUCUCGUUUUCUUAUGGAUAUCGAUGCGAUAUCUAGACUUGCAGAAAAAAAAUGAUAAGAAACCGCGAUAAGAGUGCGCGAGCUUCGACGGAACGAAUAGACGACCGCGUGCUUCAAUUACAAUAUUACAAGCGAACUUGACGUUCGCAUGAACUAUUUAAUACCGUUUUUUCCAUAAACUUACAGCUACGCUACGUGUAAAUUAAGCGCAACAAGCCUUUGUUUAUGUUUAUUCAACGAACUUACAGACGGAGACCUUCAUUAAAUCAGCGUCGGCGCCGAACAUGCUGACUCAACAGAAUUUGUCCACAAAGUAGCGAAUCAACUAAUAGUAAAAAUGACACAUCUUAUGGACAAAUCUAAAAAACGAUCAAGAUGGUACUUUGGCGGUUUAGCAUCUGCUGGAGCAGCAUGCGUUACCCAUCCCUUAGAUUUAUUGAAGGUUCAUUUACAAACUCAACAGGAAGGAAAAACUUCUGUAUAUAAAUCAACUGUUAAUAUUAUUAGAACCCAAGGAGUAGCUGCACUGUACAGUGGCCUUAGUGCUUCAUUGCUAAGGCAACUCACUUAUUCAACUGUUAGAUUUGGAGUUUAUGAGGUUGGAAAACAAGCAAUUGAGACGCCUGGACAACAUGCUCCUUUUUAUCAGAAACUAGUAUUAGCUGGUGUUUCUGGAGCUGCUGGUGGCAUAGUCGGUACUCCUGGAGAUUUGAUAAAUGUAAGAAUGCAGAAUGAUAUCAAAUUGCCUGUUGAUAAACGAAGAAAUUACACAUGGGCUGGAAAUGGACUUAUGCGAGUAUGCCAAGAAGAAGGUUUUAGAACUCUCUUCAAUGGAUGCUCAACUGCUACUGCUAGAGCAGUUUUAAUGACAAUGGGACAACUGAGUUUUUAUGAUCAAAUUAAAUUAACACUCAUGAAAACUCAUUACUUUACAGAUAAUUAUGUUACACAUUUCGUAGCCAGCUUACUUGCCGGUGCCAUAGCUACAACAAUGACUCAACCUUUAGAUGUUUUAAAAACUCGUGCCAUGAACGCUAAGCCUGGAGAGUUUAAAAAUAUGAUGCAACUAAUUUUGUAUACUGCAAAAAUGGGUCCUUUAGGAUUUUUUAAAGGAUACGUUCCAGCAUUUGUCCGACUCGCUCCACAGACUAUAUUAACGUUCUUGUUCCUAGAAAAUUUGCGAUUAAAUUUUGGAUCUUUUCCACCGCAGUAAUGCUACACAUAAUUAUAUUUUUUUAAUGCUAUAAACCUGAAGUAAAUUAGCAAAAAGAAUUUGCGUGACAAUUUACUAAGAAAUGACGAAGUAAAAUGCAUUACUCUGUACUGAAUUAUGCUCCAAAUAUUGUCAUAGAUACUUUUUUAUGCUUUUUAUGUGUCUGAUAAGCUUUUUGAAAUCGUACAAUAUCAACUUCACAAUGAAAAAUUAUUUAUAAUUUUGUUUAAUAUCAUAAUAAUUAUCAUGUAAUUAUUUAGUUAACCAAAGCAUUCCAUUAUAUAUUUGUUAUAUUUACUAAUAAAAAAUAUUUUUAUAGAUGUUUUUUAUAAGAUAUUAAAACAAGCCAUAAUCGUACAAAAUACUUACAGUACAAUAAAAAUAAAAUAAUAAUACGCGACCAUGAAUCCAGAUACGCUUUUAGCUUUAUAUGUAUAAUAUACAACGUUACAUUGUUUGAUACAAUAUUGAAUAGUUUAUAUUCUGUGUAAUACAUCUUAUGCAAAAUGAAUGCGUACAAAAAAUAUUUACAACAAAAUUAAAGUACAAGCAUAAUAUGCAAUAGAAGUCAACUAUUUAUAUUAUAUAUAAGAGAUAUUUUGUUAAUGCUUCUAAAUUAAAGUGAGUUGAGACGAAGGUUGAAAUUCGCAUUAAUCGCGAAUUUGUGAAACUGUGCUUUGCACUUGGAAAAAUUAUAAAAAAGUUAUAUUUGUAUACGAUAUAGUUAAAAGAAACUUGUUGUUUUUCCAUUUGGUGUAUAUUGAAAUUAUAUUUAUGAAAAUUCUAAAUAUUGUAUAGAUGGGGAAAUGUUUUAAAUAUUUACAUUAUAAUUGUUGAUAAUAAAAAAGUUGAUUGUGCUGACUAUAUAUAGUGCAAAAAAUUUGUUUUCCGAAAUUUAUUUCUGUGUUAAUCAAUAAAGGCAAUAAUACUUUUAUGAAUACACUUUUAUUGGGACUAUUUUAUUCGUACAAUUAUGACGAGUAAGCAGUUCCGAUGGAAAAUUUGUAUGAUCAUCAUGCACUUUUAAUUUAAUAGUAUUUUUUCAAAUUAAUAAACGU